Messenger RNA from Truncatella angustata, 483 nucleotides. RefSeq names its product ER protein Pkr1-domain-containing protein. Gene Ontology annotation, cellular component: endoplasmic reticulum membrane. Bases 1 to 483 code for a protein of 160 amino acids. Lineage: Eukaryota; Fungi; Ascomycota; Sordariomycetes; Amphisphaeriales; Sporocadaceae. The transcript has a single exon. The record is from RefSeq and is a predicted model, not a curated record. Gene Ontology annotation, biological process: vacuolar proton-transporting V-type ATPase complex assembly.
AUGGCAAACUUCCUCGAGGAGAUAUGGAACUCCAUCUUCAUUCCGGGCACCACGCCGACGUUGCUCAUUGCGACCAACGUUAGCUUCGCUGCCUUGCAGCUGGUGUUGUUCGCGCUGUUGCUCGCGACAUACAGCAUCCACUUCUUGAUCCUGUCAUUCAUAUCAGGGGGGCUCUGGAUCUCGAUCAACUGGUUUGCCACGGAGCUCAAGAAGGAACAAGCGAAAGAGGCCGAAAAGAAGGCGCAGGAUGAGGCGAAAGCAAGGCAAAACGCCGACGAUAGCGACGACACGGAGGUGGAACCGGUGGACUCCAAGGCAAGAUCCCCGAUCCAAGAGGUGUCUGCGAGCAAGGAGGUGGAAGUUGUAGAGCCGCAGGGUGAACUGAAACAGAGGUUGGACACAUUGCCAGAGAACAAGUCUGGAGUCAGCACAGAGGAUGAGUGGGAGAAGGUCUCGGAAAACGAGACUGAGAAGGACAAAUGA